AUUUCCGGCGAGAACCCAGGAUUUCAGUCUCUACUCUCUAGAGACGAGGGGGAGUGUCGAACGAAGCCAAAUGCUGCGUCAAGCUCAAAAUCUCUUCAGAAAAACCUCAUUCUCAACAGCCACCCGCCGGCCCUCUUCACUCUUUUCCCCAAAUUUCCCUUUGCUUUUGCAAGACACUUUCUCAAAAAACCAUCAACAAAAAUGCUUUCUGCAUUAUGUUUCAGGUUCGGCAUCCAGUCCCAGCUUGUCGAUUUGGAGAAGAAAGAAGGAGAUGGGCAAGGAGGGUCUGAUCAUCGCCAAAGAGCUUAAGAGGCUCCGGUUCAACCAGGUGCGCCUGGACCGGUUCAUCCGGUCUCAUGUGUCCCGCUUGCUCAAAUCCGAUCUCCUCGCCGUGCUCGCUGAGUUCCAGAGACAAGAUCAGGUCUUACUCUGCAUGAAGUUAUACGAUGUGGUUCGUAAAGAAAUUUGGUACCGGCCAGACAUGUACUUUUACAGGGACAUGCUUAUGAUGCUUGCACGAAACAAAAAGGUUGAUGAAGCAAAGCGGGUUUGGGAAGACCUGAAGAAAGAGGAAGUUCUCUUUGAUCAGCAUACAUUUGGGGACCUUAUCAGAGCCUUUUUAGAUAGUGAGUUGCCCUCGGAGGCAAUGGACAUAUAUGAUGAAAUGAGAUUAUCCCCUGAUCCUCCAAUCUCUUUGCCUUUUCGAGUGAUAUUGAAAGGGCUCAUUCCAUACCCAGAAUUGAGAGAGAGGAUAAAAGAUGACUUUUUGGAACUGUUUCCUGAUAUGGUUGUUUAUGACCCACCUGAAGACUUGUUUGAACAUGAAGAUUGGAGAAAGAAGAUUGGGGAUGAUUAAAUGGUGCUACUGCUGACACGGUAUUUGCUCCACAGGAGACUACUCGUAUUUGCUCCACGGGAGAUUGCUCUUUCCUGGGAAAAGCUAGCCAUGGGCAAGGCUAGAAGCAAUUAGAUGCUGGUGAUAAGUUGAAGCAGUUGCUUGUGAGUUCCCCAUGGUUUAUCUCAUGGCAUGCAGUGAAUAUGAGAAUUGACUACCCCUUGAUUUCACUCAACAUGGGAAAUGGUUCACGGGAUGCAAUUUUGAGGGCUUCAUUGAAAGCAUGAUAAUAUUUUACCGUGAUGCAUUUAUAGUAUUUUUUGGAUUUCCUAGGGAAAUAGGCUGGGAUGAUAUUUUGGGUUAGAGGUUAUAACAUAACAUCAUAAUAACACAAACUUAGGUACUGUUUGGGUAGUGAGUUGAGUUAAGAUAAAAGUUGAAUAAAAUGUUAUUAAAAUAUUAUUUUUUAAUAUUAUUAUUGUUUUGAGAUUUAAAAAAAUUGUAAUGAUGAAAUGGGAUGAGAUGAAACACUUGUACUAUCCAAAUGGGGCCCAUACUUUCUUGAAUCCCUUGACUAAUGAGAGCUAGUUGCUAGUUUGUUUUUCAA
Messenger RNA from Carya illinoinensis, 1442 nucleotides. Its product is annotated as pentatricopeptide repeat-containing protein At1g62350. The transcript has 2 exons. The coding region runs from base 71 to 856 and encodes 261 amino acids. The record is from RefSeq and is a predicted model, not a curated record. Gene Ontology annotation, molecular function: protein binding. NCBI's taxonomy places the organism in Eukaryota, Viridiplantae, Streptophyta, Magnoliopsida, Fagales, Juglandaceae.